This is a messenger RNA of Penicillium robsamsonii, 1728 nucleotides long. Its product is annotated as rhomboid protease PCP1. The transcript is spliced from 5 exons. Bases 1 to 1728 code for a protein of 575 amino acids. The record is from RefSeq and is a predicted model, not a curated record. Gene Ontology annotation, cellular component: membrane. Gene Ontology annotation, molecular function: serine-type endopeptidase activity. NCBI's taxonomy places the organism in Eukaryota, Fungi, Ascomycota, Eurotiomycetes, Eurotiales, Aspergillaceae.
AUGAGCAAUGCGGUCUGGGCCGCAUGGCGGGCUCCAUGCCCAGGGCUCCGCACCUCCGUGCUGCCAGUAACACUCCGCCCUGCCAGUCGUGAUCUCCGCAUUACCCCAUGGCGCAUGUACAGCACCUCGCGCCAAUCCACGUUGCCAGUCCCGAGCCUUCUGUCCCAGAUUUUCUCUCACUCGUCUCGACCGACUCCAGCCCCGAUAUUCCCACAACGAUUCAACCCGGUCUCUACCCCCCGCCGCUUCAAACGUACAUCCGCCGCAUCUUCAAAGCCAAAGCCUAAAUCGGAUCCCUCGGAGGUCCUCCCUCGCGAAAAGCCCUUCUCCGAUGCAGAGAUCAAAGCCAUCUUUGGUCCCGCCAAGUUCAAUGCAAAGCUGGGAAACCGUAUCCUGGCCGUCCUGCACGGCCACCGUCUGACCGGCACGCUUGAUGCGGACUUACCAAUUGACAUUGCCCGCGCUAUCACCCCGCAGCAGUUCGACAUGGCUUUGGAAUGGCUCCGCAGUGAGUACCCCGUCGACGAGGAUGCUGCUAUUUUCGCCCGCAUCGAGCGUGAGGAGCGCGCGGAGGAAGAGAAGCUUGUGCGCCGCGCUGAGAAGCUAGGCUUGUAUAAGCCGCAGAGUGGUUCUUAUGACGCCGAGCUUGGCGAGGAGGGCUCUCCUUACGGCAAGAGUGUUCUGAAAGAGGCUCGCGAGAGGAACGAGAAGCGCUUGCUGGCUGAACAGGAACGGAAAAGGCAAGAGUGGCUCGAUGGCGAGAAAGAAGAACACGAACGGUUGAAGCGGGAGUUUGGGAAGAACACUUCCCUGCAGCAAUACCAGGAGGCUGCCCUCACUGAGGCUCGUCCCCGUGCGGAUCCUAUUGAGAGGCCGUAUCUCGCUUGGGUCCAGAAGCAUCAUAUUGCCGCUACCAACGAGAGUCCUGAGUCGAUGAACAUCACUAAUUCUCAGCGUCUGCUCGCUCCACUUCUGUUCUCGAUCGUCGUUCUCGCCCUUUGCUACACCUUUGCUCAGAAAUAUGAGUUCCCGGCACGAAAGGAUCGCCUCAUGCCGGAGGUGCCUCCUGCUGUGGCUACUGUGGGUGCCAUUGUGGCAGCUAAUGUAGCAGUCACUUUGCUGUGGAAAUACGUACCUCCCGCGUGGAGACUGCUCAACCGAUACUUCGUGAUUGUUCCCUUCUAUCCCAGCUCACUGGGUAUGAUCGGAAGCACAUUCAGUCAUCAGACGUGGAGACAUCUUGGAACUAAUAUGAUGGUCUUGGGACUUAUGGGAACCAGAGUCCACGAUGAAAUCGGCCGUGGAAACUUUUUGGCCAUCUACUUCGCUUCCGGUAUCAUGGGAUCUGUCUUCUCAUUGACACGCAGCGUCAUCCUCGGCCGCCUGGGCAUGACCUCCCUUGGAGCUAGUGCUGCAACCAGCGGUAUCGUCGCCGCAUGGUGCAUGUCUCACUUCAAUGACAAACUCACCGUGUGGAUUCUUCCUCAGGCGCUCCAAGAAAAGAUUUGGACCUACGGUUGGGUCUUCCUUACCUGUCUAGUCGGCACCGAAGUCUUCAGCUUGCUCGCUCCCGCAUUCUUAUUCCGCGCUUGGCCCCUCUCCCGACUGACCAAGAUGGACCACGCUGCCCAUCUAGGUGGGUAUGCGACUGGUGCUGGGUGUGGAUAUACCCUUAUGCAGAAAAGGAAAGAGCGCGAGAGAAAGGCGAGACAGUCGAGAUGGAUCUAA